AUCCAUCCACCCAUUCAUCCAUCCAUCCAUCCACCUAUGCAUCCAACCAUCCAUCCACCCACCCACCCAUCCAUCCACGUAUGCAUCCAUUCCUCCAUCCAUCCAUCCAUCCAUCCAUCCAUCCACCCACCCACCCAUCAACCUGUGCAUCCAUCCAUCCAUCCAUCUAUCCAUCCAUUUACCUAUCCAUCCAUCCACCCACCCACCCACCCACCCACCUGUCCGUCCAUCCAUCCAUCCAUCCAUCCAUCCAUCCAUCCAUCCAUCCAUCCAUCGAUACAUCGAUACAUCCAUCCAUCCAUCCAUCCAUCCACCUAUGCAUCCACCCACCCAUCCGUCCAUCCAUCCAUCUAUCCAUCCACCCACCCACCCAUCCACCUAUGCAUGCAUGCAUGCAUCCAUCCAUCCAUCCACUUAUCCAUCCACCUAUGCAUCCAUCCAUCCAUCCACCCAACCACCCAUCCACCUAUGCAUCCAUCCAUCCAUCCAUCCAUCCAUGUGUCCAUCCAUCCACCUAUCCAUCCAUCCAUCCAUCCAUCCAUCCACCCACCCACCCACCCACCCAUCCCCUAUCCAUCCAUCCACCUAUCCAUCCAUCCAUCC
This is a messenger RNA of Balaenoptera ricei (Rice's whale), 603 nucleotides long. RefSeq names its product guanine nucleotide exchange factor subunit RIC1-like. Lineage: Eukaryota; Metazoa; Chordata; Mammalia; Artiodactyla; Balaenopteridae. The record is from RefSeq and is a predicted model, not a curated record. The transcript is spliced from 2 exons. The annotation marks the transcript as partial.